This is a messenger RNA of Magnusiomyces paraingens, 468 nucleotides long. RefSeq lists its product as uncharacterized. The transcript has a single exon. The record is from RefSeq and is a predicted model, not a curated record. The coding region runs from base 1 to 468 and encodes 155 amino acids. NCBI's taxonomy places the organism in Eukaryota, Fungi, Ascomycota, Dipodascomycetes, Dipodascales, Dipodascaceae.
AUGGCAUUAAUUUCAGAUGAAAUACUUCAAUCUCUUCUUACAUAUGAAGAGUAUUUUGUUUACAAACUUUGGAUGAAUGGCUCAUACAGUGCUAUCCCCAUUCCAGACCCAAAAACUUUCAACUGGAAAUUUCAUCAAUACAAAAUCCCCAAACUUUUAAAUAAAAAUAACAUGGAUUCUUUAGCAAAUGCAGUCAAGAUAAUUUUCCCUGAAGCUGAACCUGAAAUCAUGACAAUAAGUAUUCUAAAUUUUGGCUCCCAAGAUUUGGUGAUUCCAUUAGAUGUGAUACAACUGGCUAUAUCACCCAAACCAACCUGGGAAAAGUCAGUCUGCUGGUUGUUCAAACAUCAACCCAAAUCUAUACCACUUAUAUAUGCCGUGGCUAAAGUCAAACUAGCUGAAGAAUCUAUGGGAAAUGAUCCAGCACUUCUCCAGCAACUUGAUACUGCCAGAUCGAUCCCUCAUUGA